AUGGAUUUGUUUUUUGGCAACAUCGUGGGGGACGGGUGCGGCAAUAAUUACAUUCAGAACACCAACACGGAGAACUUCAACUCCGUUUCUCUCGGCAAGACGAACGAAUUCUCCGAUGCAUUGGGGGUGAUAGGCGAUGAGAGGGAAUGUGCGGAGGAGGGCUUCAUUGGCGGGGAGAUCAAAGCGGAGGCCACGCACUCGCCCCCCCUCAAUUCCUGCGCCACCUCCUUUUUGCACUCGAUCACGAGCAACGUGACGGAUCCGAGACUGCCGAGUGGCGUGAGGGGCGGCAACGCUUACGACGAGGGCGCAUGGAUGACGGACGUCGUCUCCUCGACGCUUCCCAUGACGACGCUGGAUGCCAGAACUUCCGUUGAAUCAUCCUUCGCGGCGAAGAACUCGGAGGCCGAGGCGUCAGUGACGGCAAAUUUAACAACGGUGAUCACGCCGAAGUCGACACCAACGAACAUGGCAAUAAACUCUCAGCAAACGUCAGCGACGGGUGACACUAUGCGGCUUACGGUGCGCAACAACGUGUAUGUCAGUGAACUUCCAGCACACUGGAAUACAGACAAAUUGCGGAGUGUCUGCAGCGCUUUUGGAACGAUCAUCUCCGCCAAAGUAGUCCACGACGGGGCGACGAACAAAUCCAGAGAAUACGGUUUUGUUAUGUUUGAGACCGAGGAGCAAGCAGCCUUGUGUGUGGAGUCACUUAAUAACUGUUCCAUGGCUGGGAGGGUGUUGGCGUGUCGCCUAGCACACGAAAAGGCGAUGCCUGCUUUUGCCCACGCUGAGAGUAUUUCUUGGAGUCCCUGCACCACCACCAACGCGACCCCCUCCACCGGCUUUAUCACCCCGCAAGAGGGCCCAAUUGAAUCGGGACGGCAUUUCAAUCCGGAAUUUUUUGAGGCAUCCUACACCCCGCCGCAGAAUGGGCAACCUAACAACACAAUUGACCAAAAUGCCUACUCAGGAUUACGUAAAAGCCGCAAUGUGUUUAUUCAGGGACUGCCAUUGCACUGGAAUACGGACAAACUGCGUGGGUUGUGUGGCACAUGCGGAAGAGUCCUACGGGCCAAAGUGGUGCGUGAUGCGACGACGAGCCUUCCGUGUGGUCAUGGAUUUGUGUUGUUUGAAACGGAAGAACAGGCAUCUGCUUGCGUCGCGACGCUGAAUGGUUUUGUGGCUGAGGGACGCACAUUGACCUGCCGUUUGACACGUGAAAAACGAUCUUCUUUGCAAUUCUCUAUGUCGAAUGCGGACGGUCUCACAACAACACCCGGAAUGCCGCCCCUGUCACCCUCCGGACGGACGUCUGUCAACACGGAAUCACUCGUUACGCCUUCAACAAAUGUCUUGGCACCCAUCGGAAUCGUAGAGGCGGUAGCCACUCCUCAAAACGCUGCCUUCAUGUCUGUUCCAAAUUACGGCAAGUGGCCCCCAGUUGGCAUGGUUCCUAAUUGUGCAGGGGGCGCUCUCCCGCAGACACUACAGCAUGCAGGUCUAACAUCGUCCCCCUCGUUUCUCGGUCAUGCCACACUGGCGACACCACAGUCUUACGCCACGGUCGCAACGGCGGGGAACAUCCCGGGUUUCGCGGCGCAGCCCACGGAGUACGGUAUAGUUCCGGGCAUGGAAGGUCAAUUUGCACCUUUUUCAAAUGUUUCAAACGCCUACAUUAUCACACUGCCGUACAGCCCCGCAGGAAUGGGGCAGGUUACAGGCUCCACCAAUUCCUCACUUGCCACCGUUGCCCUCGCCGCCACCGCCUUGCCAUUGCCGAUGGGAACCGCCGGGAAUUCAACGGGGGGCGCAUCCGUUGUUCCCUCAGAGCUUGUGGGAGGUUACAUUGGACGCCCCUGA
Trypanosoma cruzi is the source of this 1863-nucleotide messenger RNA. RefSeq names its product RNA-binding protein, putative. The record is from RefSeq and is a predicted model, not a curated record. Lineage: Eukaryota; Euglenozoa; Kinetoplastea; Trypanosomatida; Trypanosomatidae. The transcript has a single exon. Bases 1 to 1863 code for a protein of 620 amino acids. Gene Ontology annotation, molecular function: RNA binding.